Molecule: messenger RNA, 6296 nt
Organism: Xyrichtys novacula (pearly razorfish)
Lineage: Eukaryota; Metazoa; Chordata; Actinopteri; Labriformes; Labridae
Source: the annotation of a GenBank genome assembly
CCCCAGAGUGCUGCGGUGUCCGUGUGUAUGUAACAGUGCGUGUCUGCAUAAAUGGGCAGAGGCGGACCGCUGGCUUUGUGUACACUCACUCCUCCGGGACUUUUCUCUCAUUUCAGAAGAAUUUCGAGGAAAACUACCUCGCUCUUCCUUUUACUUUCACUUUUCCACGCGUCCACGACAGGACAGGAGAGCUUCUUUCAGUCGUUCAGUCACAAAAAUCAGGUAAGAUGAUAAACAAAAAACUCAAUAAUAUUCGAGGCAUGAGGUAAACACACGAAAAGUUAAACUCACAGGCAAGUGUUUCAAUCUCGGUUUGGACAUUUGCAGGUUGUUUCCGGGUACUUGAACGCAGCAUUACACCUGAAACUGCUGCAUCACUUUGGGUGGUGUGAAACUGAUAAUUUCACCCUCUAUUAUGUAGUUUUUCGACAGGAAUGAUCAAAAUUUGAUUCUAAAGAGUGUAAGAUUAAGAAAAAAUUAAGAAAAGAUCAUUUGUGUGAUUUUAUACUUCCACAUCACUCCAUAAAGCAUUCUGCAAGGUGAGUGAUUCUUGUUCGUAUAAUAUGCAUUAACUUUAAAGGAUUUAAGGAAACUAGGGCAUAAAAUAGAGUCCUUAUUAACCGCUUUGGGUGAAAUGGUAACAUAUAAUCUCAGAUUCAGUUAAAUAUUUCUUGUUUUACAUAAAAGUGAUAAAAGUUGAGGUAAAUAUUUUACAAUACUCUCCUUUAUCAAAACUUUAGGGCCAACUUUAAUCAUAUUACAACACCUACUGAACCAUUUUUAUAUACUUUUAUGUCUUUGUAAUCUAAUUUAAUGCUUGACUCAGGUGCUAAAUUAUUUUAAAGAGGUCUUAAUCUUGUGCAGAUUAUCAUUUGUUCCUCCUUUGUGCAGACUGAGUGUUAUGUAUUAGGAACAAUAAGUCAUUACUUAAUGUACAGAGGUUAAUAAUCUAUGUGUGCACCAUAUAAUGAUCUUGGAUUAUUCUAUGUGUGCAGUAAAAUAGCUCCUUAUUUAGUGCAUAUAUGGUUAAUAUAUUAUGUACAACAUUUUACAGAAGCAAUUUAUCAUUUAAAAUUUCAAUCUGCCCACAAGAUAAUUAUGUUUUCCCCACAUGCACAGAAUAAACACUUGUUGCAGCAAGAUGAUAAUUCCAGUAAUGUGUGUCUUGUGUGUAAAAGUCAUUAUCUUUUGUGCACAAAUGUAGAAGAUUUUACUAUUCAAGACUUCAGGGGCUCUGUAGAUAAUUACUCACAACUGUUAAUUAAAUUGUAACCCCCUUAAUGUAGCUAAAGUGUGGGGGCUCUCUCUCCUUUUGGGUGUGGUCAGUUGCACAAAUCAGAGGGAAUAACAUUUAGCUUCAAAUAAACACUCUCAGCUAUGAAAUGUAAGCGAACGUAACUCUGUUUACUCUAAAAACCGCCUGCGAGGAAGUUUUUUAAACAUGGAUUCAUACGUCAACACCAAAUACCAUUUGUUCUUUGCAGGAUAAUCCCACAUCACCGAUCAUGGCCGCCAUCAGCAGCUCAAACACAGACUUUGCCUUGGAACUGCUCCGAAUCCUGAGCCAAGCGAACCCCACCGGAAACCUCUUUGUUUCCCCGCUCAGCAUCAGCUCUGCCCUGGCUAUGGUUUACCUCGGAGCUAAAGGAGACACUGCUGCUCAGAUGGCAAAGGUCAGGAGAAAUAUCCCUGCAGUGCUUAUUUUAAAGUAACAAAAGGUUAUCCGCAUGAUAGAAGACAGAAACCUUGGCCCCGUUUUCAUUCUGAGUUCAGUAGUUCAGCCUGUUUGCCCUGAAGCAUAUCUAGUUACAGAUUUUAAGGUGUGUCCUGAGACAGGUAAAGUCUGCAGAUACCUGUACAUUGACCUCAGUAAAUAACUCUGAAACAAGUCAGGUAUUGUUCCCUUUAAAACACAGGGCUGUAAAAAUAGUCACUUACACAACGAGCUGCAGUUUCAGCUCUGUUUGCUUUUUAAAGAGCAGUAAAUCCUCAAGGCUUUUGACUUUAUGAUUUCUGUAUUAAAGGUGAGACAGCUUUGAUAAAUGAAUAAAUGAAACUCUUCUGUUUGAAGAUGUAAAUGCAGAAUAAUGGAUGAUAAUCUCUAAUAACCCCGAUUCUUGUGGGAAGGUUUUCCAUCUGAUUUUAAAACCCAGCUGCAGGGAUUUAAACCGAUAUUGGGACAGUCUGUAUUUCCUUCAUGACUAAGUUAUAGCUUUGGGUCAAGGUUUGGAGCUCCAUGCACAACACUGACUGCGCAUUACUAUGGACAACAGGCCUCCAUGCCCCCCCCCAUUCAGAGGAGCGAAGCCAAAAUACAGACGUUUUACAGUGUUGGAGCCAAGACAUGCAGAGAUGGGACAAGAUUGACGUCAAGAUCUGACGUCUGGUGGUGCAGCCCAACGCAGGAUACAUUCUUGAUGAUUGUGACCAUGAAAAUUUCAUUGGCUCAGACCAGUUUCCAGACCAGUUUGACGCGGACAUUGGCCACAAUAAUCUAACCAUGACGCAAAAACAAUUAGAGCUCCCUCUAGUGAUUGGCUGCUGCAUAGGUUAUAAACUCUUGAGGUUUAAAACUGUGAUUCUUAACUGGUCCUUUAGUCACGACCCACUAUUAUAAAAUUCAAACCAAGCAAGUUUAGUUUUUAUAAAAAAAGACUCAAAUCUUUAACAUAAAUACACUUAUUUUACUGAGUAAAGUGCAUUUUAGAGUACAUGAGCUGAGGACGAUAACUAUUAAAGUUACUACUAAAUAUCAAAUAUCAAAUUGCACAAAAUGGAGACCAACAAAAUGAAAAAUGUGACUUAUAUGCAUCUCUGCAUUCAGAGCAUAUUCAGAAGAACCUGAGGAGGACCAUACAACAGCAUGGACAAAAGUAAAUAAUAUCAAGUUGCACAAAAUAAAGACCAAAAAGAAAAAUCAUGUAUUUUUACUGCCUUCAGGCCACAUUAAUAAGAAACUGGGGAGGACCACGACAUAAAGCGGCCUCUCAUAAUAAGCUAUUUCUCAAAAUAAAAGACAGGUCAAACAUCAGAUGCGCAUUAAAUAUUUACUUUUUUGACCAGCUGUUUGCGACCCAUCCAGAACGUGUCCACGACCCACUUUUGGGUCGGGACCCACCAGUUGAGAACCACUGGUUUAAACCAUUAAAAUGAAAUAUAUGUGCAAAAAUACGUAAAUAUACCAAAAAAGUGUUUUUGUCAUGAUAGUUAGUUCUUAUUAUGCAGAUUUAUGUCUGACUACACAUAAAUAUAUAUAAACGACUGGAAAGUUUUAGUUUUGUAUCAGAGUAGAGGUAGACCAGAGAGGUUAAAUGUAAAAAACUUGACAAUUAGAGUCAAUGAAUUUUCCCUAGUCAUAAUUGUCUGCUUCAAAUCAACACGAGCUCCUAUUUUGCUGUUCUGAUUCAAUUUUCUGUUUAAUUUUCUUGUUUAUAUAUGACAUUUGAACUAUGAGAGACCUUGUUUUUAAAUUUACGAAGCAUCGUUUUCCAACAGGCACUCAUCUUGUAUUAUAUUUCAAUCACAUAUACCUCAUGAAAUAUGCUAAAAUCUUCCAUAGCAGUUUGAAAUGGUUUUGCCAGAUAGUUUUAGACAAGCAAACUAAAUCUCUUUCGCUUUUACCACAUGUUCAGUUAAUCAUAUACAGUAGAAAAGACAGCCAACUGUAAGUUAAAUGUGGUUACUAAACAUCACGUCCAGCACAGCUUUCAGUUUGGUUUGAUUUAUAAUAGUAUUUGUCGUUUUCUACCUUUGAACAGGCUCUCUGUUUUGGCUCUGGAGAAAGCGUCCAUGCAGACUUCCAGGCUCUGAACACCGACAUCAACUCACCGUCUGCGUCUUACAUCCUGAGGCUGGCAAACCGACUCUACGGAGAAAGCACCGCCAACUUCCUCCCUGUGAGUUUCUGUAAACUUUUUAAACUCCAGUCUAGAGUGAGAUACUUCAUGGUGGUGCCUCAUAAAGACUGAACAAACAUAAAGAUGUUACCAUAGUGAUAAGGUAAAACUGGUGACUGACCUGCCCCGUCAUUGGCCAAAUCUUAUCAGUAAUACCGGAACUGGUCGCGCUGAGCCUGCCGAAGAAACCUACUUCCUGGUUACCUGUGACCUUAACACCUGACUGGCAUCACAUGACCAGCUUCCCCACUGAAAAAGCACAGAGCUCCCUCUAGUGGUCAAAUACAAUUGAUGUGUAAAUACAAGAUUGAAGAUUAUGGAAGUAAAUCUGUGCCAUCUGAUUUUGAAUUUCUGAAGCUGAAUUUAUUUUUUUUUAUCAAAAUCAGACUUUGAAUUCCAAGCAUGCAUUUUUAUCUGACACUAAUUUUUUUUCACAAUGAUGAAAUAAAUUCAGUUUAAAAAAAAAAGGUCUUUCAGUGUAAAAAAAUUGGUCUCCCAAAAUAUUAGUUUAGUGAAAAUUCGACUAAAAAUAUGUGUAAAAAAAAAUUCAACAUUUAAAAAAAAAAUUAAGUGUCAAAAAAUUGAGUGUAAAAGAGACAGACUCAACAUCCGGAUAAUCAGGGAGAAGCAAUCGAUUUUGCACUGAAUUAUUUGACACUGAAAUUUUUUUUUAUGUUAAAUUUUUUUACACAGUUUUUUUUGGUCGAAUUUUUACUAAACAAAUAUUUCUGAGAGACCUUUUUUAACACUGAAUUUAUUUCAUCAUUGUGAAAAAAUUUGUGCCAGAGAUAAAAAUGCAUGCUUGAAAUUCAAUGGUUUUGAAAUUCAAAGUCUGAUUUUGAUGCAAAAAAAAAUUUCUGCUUUAGAAAUUUAAAAUCAGAUGGCACAGAUUUACUUCCAUAGCAGAUGUUUUGUUGCCUCUCCAGAUAUUGUUGUCCUGCUGGAGAAUUAUUUAAUGAAUUUAUGCAACCUAAAUACCAUAAAAUUUCCUUUACUUUGCAGAAAUUUCUUGAGGCCACACAGAAGUUUUACCGGGCUGACCUGAAGGCGGUGGAUUUCGUCGGAUCUCCAGAGGCCUGCAGAGCAGAGAUCAACAGCUGGGUGGAGGAGCAGACAGAAAGUAAAGAUUUUUGUCCCGAUCGCCUUUAAGAAAAAAAAAAAACCUUUCCUAAACCAUCUGUGUGAAUCACUGUUCAAUGUCUGUGUGAUCCCUCUCAGAUAAAAUUAAAGAUCUUCUGAAGCCAGGAACAGUCAGUUCAAUGACAAGGCUGGCUCUGGUUAACGCCAUCUACUUCAAGGGGAACUGGAUGAACCGCUUCGAUGCGGCAGACACCAAAGAAAUGCCCUUCAAAGUCAACCAGGUGGAAACACUCUGACGUACAGACUUAAAUCUGAACACACAGAGAGUUCAAGCAAGCAUGGGAAACUAAAUAUGGAUGUUUCUGUGUUUUUGUGCAUCAGAAUGAGAGCAAACCAGUCCAGAUGAUGUACCAGAAGAAGAAGCUGCCCUACAACUACAUCCCCGGUCCAGAUGGAGGUCUGCAGAUCCUGCAGCUGCCGUACGUUGAUGAGGAGCUCAGCAUGUUCAUUCUGCUGCCUGAAGAGUCUACAGACGGCUCCGACCCUCUGCUCAAGGUAAGAAAAGUAAAGUUAGAGCAGUCUUUAUCAGAGAGUAUCAAGUUUUUCUCUUCCACUUUGGUUCGUCUCUUUUCUAAGUCAGCAGGUCAACAUCUUCGACAUAUUUUAUUUCAUUUCUUUACACGGUUAUUCUGCAUAAUGUGUGUUAAAAGUAAAAAGAUUUCAUGUUGUUUCAGCUGGAGAAAGAGCUGACCCGUGAGCGCCUGGAGGAAUGGACCGACUGUGGGAACAUGGACGUCCACUCUGAGGUCAUCAUCCACCUGCCCAAGUUCAAGCUGGAGGAAGACUAUGAGCUGAACGAGCCCCUCGCCAAGCUGGGCAUGACAGACGUGUUCUGUGCUGCGAAGGCCGACCUGUCCGCCAUGAACGGUGAAGGAGGACUCUUCCUUUCUACGGUGGCCCACAAGGCCUUUGUGGAGGUGAACGAGGAGGGGACGGAGGCAGCUGCAGCCACGGCAGGCAUAGCGGUGUUAUGUAUGUUUAGGGAGGAGCACUUUACAGCCGACCACCCCUUCCUCUUCUUCAUCAGGCACAACAAGACCAAGUCCAUCCUCUUCCUCGGCAGGUUCUCAUCUCCUCAGUAGACGGAACCAGCAGAGGAAGAUUUUGGGUCGGUUUAAAUAAAGAUCUUCAAAAUCUUUGAAGUGAAGACUUUAUUUUUAUUGUUUUCAAGUCCAAGGAUUUUAGAUUAUGUGUUAUUGUUUUGCUCUGAUAUUAAAGAUGUAGCUUUCCAAAGAAUAAAUAAACAAGCUUAGAUAUUAA